Molecule: messenger RNA, 1353 nt
Organism: Dendroctonus ponderosae (mountain pine beetle)
Lineage: Eukaryota; Metazoa; Arthropoda; Insecta; Coleoptera; Curculionidae
Product: WD repeat-containing protein 55 homolog
Exons: 4
Coding region: 74-1288 (404 amino acids)
Molecular function (GO): protein binding
Source: RefSeq, a predicted model, not a curated record
CCCGGCCUGUCAAUCAAGUAUUUUCUAAAUAUGUGAGCUUAACCUCACUUUCGUCUAACCUCACUUUAACGUAAUGUGCAAGACCAAAGGGCUAGACAUUAGCGAGGCUUCUGACAUGGAGCUGGAGCCCUCAUCGGACUCCUCAAUGGAGAGUAGUGACAGUGAGGUUGAGAUUUCAGAGGCGGAAAAUGAGGCUGCCGAGACUGUCCAGGAGGAGGAGGAGGAGGAAUCAGAGGACGAAGUGAUUAAGGCUAUUAAGCGAGAAUGCGAGCGCAAAAACGACCACCCGCCAGUGAUAAACUGCGAGGACUUUAUCACCGAUAUCUCUUUUCAUCCCGGUAGCGAUAUUUUGGCUGUGGCCAAUAUUGUGGGGGAUGUGAUGUUUUACAAGUACAGCAAUGAGGAAAACAGCCUGCAAAAUACCUUGGAACUGCACACAAAGGCCUGCAGAGACAUCGAGUUUAGCCUUGAUGGGGAGAGGCUCUUUUCCACCUCGAAAGACCGAACAAUAAUGCUGAGUGACGUGGAAACUGGCAAACUGAUUAAGUUCUACGAGGACGCUCACGAAGUGCCAGUGUAUUCUUUGACUGUUAUCGAUGAGAACGUGUUUGCUACAGGCGACGAUGAUGGCACAGUGAAACUCUGGGACACCAGGCAGAACGAUAGGCCCGUUUACAAGACCAAAAGGAACGAUGACUACAUAAGCGACAUGGUCACCAAUGAGUCGCGCAAGUAUCUGCUGUGCUCUAGUGGGGACGGCUCUUUGACUACCAUCGAUUUGGAGAAACGCGCCAUUUACAUGCAGUCUGAAGACCAUGAUGACGAGCUCACCUGCCUCGGACUGUUCAGGACUGAAACGAAACUUUUGGCAGGCUCUGGCAAAGGUAAGCUCUAUCUGUACAACUGGGACGAGUUCGGUCUGUUCAGUGACGCCUUUCCGGGUCCCAAAGCCGCCAUAAAUGCCCUGAUCCCCAUCACGGAGAACAUCGUGGUGACUGCUGGAGAGGACGGCAACUUACGAGCCACUCACUUGUUCCCACAUAGGCAUUUGGGCAUUGUGGGACAGCACGAUAUUUCGGUGGAGUGCGUAGACAUUUGCAAUAAUGGCACGUUUAUUGCGUCCAGCGGCCACAACAACGAGAUUAAGUUCUGGAAUGUGCAGUACUUUGAAACCAUCGAAAAGGUCAGCCAGAAGCACAAGAAGCACGAACGGAAGAAGGAGCUGGCCAACAAUUUGCCCUCUUCCAAAGUAAAAAAUAAUGCCGAAUUUUUCAGCGACAUGGCAUGAGGGUGACCAAGUGUUGUUAAUUAUUAGGUCUCAUUAAUUAAUUAAUAUAUGAGCGUUCGAAGUUU